Molecule: messenger RNA, 790 nt
Organism: Schistocerca serialis cubense
Lineage: Eukaryota; Metazoa; Arthropoda; Insecta; Orthoptera; Acrididae
Exons: 3
Coding region: 3-512 (169 amino acids)
Source: RefSeq, a predicted model, not a curated record
CCAUGGCGCGCGCCGCCCGCCUCCUGCCGGCUCUGGCCGCCGCCCUGCUCGCCGCCGCCGCCCUCGCCGCCCCAUCCUCCCUACUGGACGCCCCCAGCGACGCCGCCGCUGCUCAAGACUGCAACAAGGAGGAGACGGUGUACGACCAGCGGCAGAACGGCUCAGAGAACUACCGCGUGCACGUGGACGGCGUGGUGGUGGCCGUGGUGCCGGCCGAGGUGCUGGUGCCGCUCGUCGUGGGAGCCUCCUCCAACAGCGACCUCGAGCACCAGCUGGAGGAGCUGCUCGCCAGCGCCGGAGCCGGGACUGGGAGCUCGGGCUCAGCCUCCGGCAAGCCACAGCCGCCUCCAGAGGGCGGCCACACCAAGCCGCCCGCCAAGCCGACGCCUCCUCCACCCACACCUCAGUCCACCACCUCUGAGGCCAGCAAGCUGCCUCAGGGAGGCGAGAAGCCCAAUAAGGGUAAGCUGCGCCUGUCGCACCUGCUGCUGCCUCUGCUUCGGCGGUUGUAGGCAGGGAGCGGCGGGCAGCGCGACCCGGCAUCCUGGUGCGGCUGCGGCGCGGCUGGGCGCAGCACGCAGCUGCUUCUUCUCCCCACGGUUCUGGCUGUCCUCUGCACUCCACACGGCGUCCCGUCUACUACGAAGAUGGCCACUCUCCAUCGCUAACUGCCGUCUCAAGGAUGAGCUCUGUCGAAGCCUGACAUUUCUGUCAUUUAUUUAUUGUUUUAUAAUCCAAAACAUAUGGACAUUCCAUAUUGUUCUUUAUACCGAUAUUUAUACUGUCUGCU